CCCAUUACAUUGGGCAAUGUGGCAGCAGUUGAUGCUAAACAGUCGAAAUGAAGCUAAUUUACGCGGUUUUCGUAUUGCUUGGCCUGGCCUUAAGUCACGCCACUGCCAGCUGCUCGGCUGAUUGUCCCGACACUGAGGAUAUUGUGUGGGCAGUUGGGGGCGGUUGCAGUGUCUUCCGUAAUAAGUGUUACUUCGACAGGGAGAACUGCCACCGGAAGCCGCCACUCACCAUUUCGACCAAGGAGGAGUGUCAAAAGCUCUGCCCUAGGGUCUGCCCACUAAUUUAUCAACCAGUUGGAGGCACCUAUAAGGGCCAAUUAAGACACUUUGGCAAUGCAUGCGAAAAGAUUGUGCACACCUGCCAAACCGGCGAAACUUUCUUUGACUAAAAUGAAAACUUAUAAUUAAGUGAACGAAUAGAGCAAAAAUUUCAAUUAUUUUGUAGUUAUUUCUACAUUUAGUACUCAUAUCAUACACAUAUAGGAUAGGAAACGUUUGAGGAUCUUUUAUGAAAAAUUUGAAUAUGCUAUAAUUAUAUUAUUUAAAUAACCUUUCCUUAUUUGGGUCACAGCUGUCAAUACUAAUUAGCUGAUCUGUCUUGACCUUAACAUAUUUAUGUGAUUUUUGUUCAUAUCUUUAAUUAGUUAAUUAACUUUUGUGUUAAAAAGAUAAUAUUUUAUAUAGACCUUAAAUUUUUUUAAUGUGAUUGUGAUUGACAAUCAGAGUCUUUUAAGGCAAGCUUUUAAAACGAAUUCCAAACAAAAUUAGACGGCUUCUCUCAAUGCAGAAAGCCCUACGUUUUUUUUGAUAAGAAGACUUGUUAGCAAAUUAAAAAUUUUAAGUUUAGAGUAUAUAAGAAAUAGGCUCAAUCAAUAUAAUCAAAUUUAGUAUAAACUUUAUCAAUAAACUUUAUCAACUCAA
Messenger RNA from Drosophila mojavensis, 921 nucleotides. RefSeq names its product U-Kazal-Dg21.2. The transcript is spliced from 3 exons. NCBI's taxonomy places the organism in Eukaryota, Metazoa, Arthropoda, Insecta, Diptera, Drosophilidae. The coding region runs from base 48 to 389 and encodes 113 amino acids. Gene Ontology annotation, molecular function: protein binding. The record is from RefSeq and is a predicted model, not a curated record.